This is a messenger RNA of Callithrix jacchus (white-tufted-ear marmoset), 13541 nucleotides long. It is a transcript of the gene TNRC18, whose product is annotated as trinucleotide repeat containing 18. Gene Ontology annotation, molecular function: chromatin binding. Lineage: Eukaryota; Metazoa; Chordata; Mammalia; Primates; Cebidae. The record is from RefSeq and is a predicted model, not a curated record.
CAGGGAUGGAUGGUGUUGGCACGGAGGGACGAGACCGUUCCCUCUCUUUGGCAAACGGAGCAGCUCCUGGCGUGGUUCCCUGCGCAGUCUCCGGGGUCCCCAGGUUGUGAUGGGGUGAGCAGGGCGUGUGGCGUGGCCCAGGACGCCAGGCCGGCCCAGAGCACCCGCGCGUUGAUCGGCGGGAAGGAGGGCCCGCCCCGAGAUUUAUGGCCGCAGUCGGGCCCCCUGCGCACCGAGCGCGUCUCGGUCCUCUCCCAGCCAAACACUGGAGUGGAGGACCCGACCCCGGCUGGAGGAAGAGGCCAGGGCCGGAGGCGGGGCCGAGAGAAGCUGGAAUCCAUCCGGGCUGGGCCUGGCGCAUCAGUCCCAAUUCUGCCCGCCUUGCGCCCUCGUCUCGGUGAGGUGUGGGGCGCUGGCGCCGCAUCCCUGGUCUUCCAGGCAGGUCCGGGCAGCUCCCGGCGGGGUUGGCCUGACCUCGACUUGGUGCUGUACUGCAGCUGGGCCUGUCGCACGCAGCGAGGGGACAGCGAACGUGGCUUUCCUGGGCAUAGCCUCUCCAGAUUUUAGCCGCGCCCGCCAGACACGGGACCUGCGGAAACCAGCGCUUAAGAUACCCGGCCACACACGGCCUCUGAGAGGGCUGCAGAAGCCAGCGAUCCCUCGGGGUCCCCUUCACCGAGUUGCUAGCAGACUGGGGGCUUCGGUCACCACCUGGAAAAGGGGUUGGGGCAACCGGCGGAGUGACUCGGGUGCCGCGCCAAGGAAAGGAUACUAGAUUUUUCCCCUCUCUGGGGGGGAUAAGGGGAGAACGGGUCUCAGCGGCAAGCAACACCAGGAUUCGGGAAGAACCGGGUUCAACGCUGAAUUGAGAGACGCUGUGUAAUCGCGGGACUCGCACUAGCCUGGUGCAGGAGACCGAGCCUGCGCCAACUAAAGCGCAACAGGGGAGACGGCCGGGCUCAAGGUUGGCCUGUCCUUUGGUUUUAAAACAAAGAGGGAGAAUUUUGUCAGGUGGGACGCGUCCAGGGAGCGGGCGGCCUCGGAACACAGGAAAGGCCUCCACUCCAGUUACCCAGGCUGGCUGCGGAGAAGCGCGCUGGGCCGGGCCUCGGCUAGACUGGGCAGAUUCUCCUGCAACUGCGGUUUGGGGUUACAAGGAAGAACCCCCCACCCCCAGCCGAUUUUCCACCCACUCAGUGUAACACACACACACACACACACACACACACACACACACACACACAGCUUUUGGCCACCUAUUCCGCUGGAUAAACAAAAGUAUGAGGGGUGGGGUGGGGGAGGGGAUGGAAUGGGGGUGGGGCACGGAAGAUGGCGGCUGGCCCUGGUUGCCUUUGGCCUGUGCCCUAUGGCCAUGGCGCCUAGGCCUGGUUUUUACAUUUCAAUGUUGCCCGCCAUACUGGGGAGGGCGUUUUCCUGGACCCCGCAGCCUGGUUAGGGAUGUCCCAGAGGCUCCUUUCCAUGAAUGGGGGAGGCUGGACUGUACCCACUACUUCGCUUGGGAUCGGUCCUCCGCCCCAAGAUGGCUCCCAGUCGCUGUUUACUCAGCGGCUGCGGGGACACCAGGACGCGGGGCUGGGGAGCGGGCGAAGAUCAGGGCGCGUACAGAUUGGCUCGGGCAGGCGGCCUCUCUGCGUGGCCCGUCCGCGGCCCCGUGCACGCGGCAGCCCUGGAGAAUCAGCAGGGGCAGGAUGCGUCCCGGGCGUCCCGCCCGGCGGCCAGGAACUGGGAGCCACCGUCACCACCGCGUCUCCAGGCCCCGCACCCCGGCUGGGCUCCGGUGGCUGCAGGGCCGCCCAAUUGUGGAGAGGGGCGGUGGGUAUGGGGGGAGGGGGCCUCCUUGGCCCUGAACCAUGGCCCUAAUGAAAUACCGGCUGGGUCUGUCACGCCGCCGAGGCGCACACUUGAAAAAUGCAAACGCCAUUGGCAAAUCCAGGGCAAACAGGCAGAAUUUUUAUUAGCAACUAAAUGAUUUAUGGUACACAUACCCCGCCGUCACAAUUACGGCGUCUUGGAGCAUCCAAGGGGUGAAAACAUUAAACAUUUAUAAAAAUAGGCCUUUGUUUUUUUCUACCCCGCAAGCCUUUUGUUUUCCCUAACCCAACUCUCUCAAGAUAUAUAUUUUUUUCCUUUAGCAAUAUUAAAACAUCCGCCAAAUCCAGAGCGGGGUAAUGGGGUGGGGAAUUAGGGUCUGGGCUGGGGAUCUUGGUGGGUAAAGAAGGUGGGGAGAAAGCGAUGGGGCCUUGGGCGUGGGAGAGCUUACUAGGAACACACAAGACCUCUGCAUAAGACUCAAGGGCGCUCGGCACCCCCCACACAUGGCCCCCUUCCCCCGCCUGGGCUUCCAGCAGCCCCGCACAGCUCGACUGCGUUUAUUCGAUUCCUGCAGUCCCCUCCUCCCCUAAGGCACACAGACACAAUACCUCCUUUCUCUAACCCCCCUCUCCUCUCCGUCUUUGCUCCUGGCCGUCCCGGGGAUGCACCGGGCGCCUCCCGCCGCCCCGAAUGCCGAGGCCGCCACUGAGACCUGCACGCCCAGCUCCAAACGCAGACACCGUGGCUCGUUCCCCUCAGCUCCGGCUAUUUUCGUUCCUUUCUUUCCUUCUCACUCCUCCCUCCUCCCCCAGCGAAGCUCCAGCUUCCAAAAGAGGGCAGCCUAGAAACCAACGCAGGAAGCUCCAGGAAGGGCAACUUGAAACUGCCCUCAAGAGGCUGAACUUUUUUCCUCAAAUUUAUCCUGGAAUUAAAUUAGACACCCCCAGUUCGUUCUCGAAGCCUCCCCCACUUUUUUUUUUUCUAAAAGUGGAGAAAAGAAAAUAGAACGAAUGGGCACUAACUCGCUCAUUCCCGCCCCCCCCAGAAAAGUUGCCUUAAAAAUUGAUUUGAAAAAAAGCAGAACGGGCAAUUCGAAAACGCUGAGUCCGCAGCGCGGGGCGAAAGAGCGGGCUUCUCUUGUUUUAAUUAAAAUCUUAUCACCGCAGUCGCUCUCCGAGGUAGGAGCGGAAGGACUUCUGCCCCUCCAAGCUUCCUUUCCAGGACGCCGUGUGUGCCGCCUUGCACAGCUCUGCGUGGCCAUCCGGAGGGGCCCUACCGCCAGCCGCCUGUGCGCCCCGGGCCGCCGGCCCGCUGGCCCGCUGGCCCGCUACCGAGCGCAAGCCCCGCUGGCCGCCGCCAUGCACGCUGCGGAGCCCCCGCCACCCGAGGACUCUGGGACUACGCCAAGGCCGAACUUUUAGGUCCCACUGAGCAAGGCCUGCGGGCUGAGUGGGGGUCUGGCCGCGGCACUCCCGCGGAGGAUGGAUGGCCGAGACUUCGGGCCCCAGCGGUCCGUGCACGGUCCCCCGCCGCCUCUGCUCUCCGGCCUGGCCAUGGACAGCCACCGCGUGGGCGCGGCCACUGCCGGACGAUUGCCUGCCUCGGGCUUGCCCGGCCCGCUGCCGCCCGGGAAGUACAUGGCCGGCCUGAACCUCCAUCCGCACCCGGGCGAGGCCUUCUUGGGCAGCUUUGUGGCCAGCGGGAUGGGGCCCUCGGCCUCGUCCCAGGGAAGCCCGGUGCCACUGCCCUCUGACCUCUCCUUCCGCUCCCCCACCCCCAGCAACCUGCCCAUGGUGCAGCUGUGGGCCGCCCACGCCCAUGAAGGCUACUCCCACCUGCCCAGCGGGCUGUACCCAUCCUACCUCCACCUGAACCACCUGGAGCCCCCCAGCAGCGGGAGCCCCCUCCUCAGCCAGCUGGGUCAGCCCAGCAUUUUUGAUACCCAGAAAGGUCAGGGGCCAGGAGGAGACGGCUUCUACCUGCCCACCGCUGGGGCUCCGGGCACCCUGCACUCUCACGCGCCCUCCGCCCGAACCCCUGGCAGCGGCCACUCCUCAGGUGCCCCGGCCAAAGGCUCGUCGUCGCGGGACGGUGCAGCCAAGGAGCGGGCGGGUCGUGGCGGGGAGCCUCCUCCGCUGUUCGGCAAGAAGGACCCACGCGCACGGGGUGAGGAGUCCGCGGGACCACGCGGCGUGGUGGACCUGACCCAGGAGGCGCGUGCCGAGGGCCGCCAGGACCGUGGACCCCCGCGCCUGGCCGAGCGCCUGUCACCAUUCCUGGCUGAAUCUAAGACCAAGAACGCGGCGCUGCAGCCGUCGGUGCUGACCCUGUGCAACGGCGCCGGGGACGUGGGGCUGCCUGCGCUGGUGGCCGAGGCGGGCCGCGGCGGCGCCAAGGAGACCGCUCGGCAGGACGAGGGCACACGGCUGCUGCGGCGCACGGAGGCCCUGCUGCCCGGGCCACGCCCCUGCCCCUCGCCGCUGCCUCCGCCGACUGCGCCGCCCAAAGGGCCGCCGGCGCCCCCCGCGGCCACCCCUGCUGGCGUCUACACCGUCUUCCGCGAGCCAGGCCGCGAGCACCGCGUGGUGGCGCCCACCUUCGUGCCUUCUGUGGAGGCCUUCGAUGAGCGCCCGGGACCCAUACAGAUCGCCUCCCAGGCGCGCGAUGCCCGGGCCCGUGAGCGCGAGGCGGUUAGGCCAGGGGUCCUGCAGGCGCCCCCUGGCUCCCCGCGGCCUCUGGACCGGUCCGAGGGCCUGCGCGAGAAGAACUCGGUCAUCCGCUCUCUCAAGCGUCCGCCCCCCACGGACGCCCCCACGGUGCGAGCUGCACGCACCUCCCCAGACCCCCGCGCCUACCUACCUACCAAGGAGCUGCUCAAGCCAGAGGCCGAUCCACGGCCCUGCGAACGUGCACCCCGCGGCCCAGUCGGUUCUGCGCCCCAACAGGCCGCCAAGCUCUUCGGCCUGGAGCCCGGGCGCCCCCCGCCUGCGGGCCCUGAGCACAAAUGGAAACCCUUCGAGCUGGGCAACUUCGCUACCACGCAGAUGGCCGUGCUGGCCGCGCAGCACCACCACGCCAGCCGCGCCGAGGAGGAGGCUGCUGUGGUUGCCGCCGCCUCCUCCAAGAAGGCCUACCUGGAUCCUGGGGCCGUGCUGCCCCGCUCAGCGGCCACCUGCGGCCGGCCCAUUGCCGACAUGCACUCUGCAGCCCAUGGGCCUGGAGAGGCCUCGGCCAUGCAGAGCCUUAUAAAGUACAGUGGCAGCUUCGCCCGGGAGGCUGUGGCCGUGCGCCCUGGUGGCUGUGGCAAGAAGAGCCCCUUUGGAGGUUUGGGCACCAUGAAACCUGAGCCUGCGCCCACCUCUGCGGGUACUCCCCGAGCCCAGGCCCGACUCCCACACCCUGGAGGCCCUGCAGCGGGUGGCGGCCGGCAGCUGAAGCGGGACCCCGAGAGGCCCGAGAGUGCCAAGGCUUUUGGGCGUGAGGGCUCUGGUGCCCAGGGUGAGGCAGAAGUGCGACACCCGCCCGUGGGCAUUGCAGUGGCCGUGGCCCGGCAGAAAGACAGUGGUGGCAGUGGCCGGCUGGGGCCUGGACUGGCAGACCAGGAGCGCUCUUUGUCGCUGAGUGACGUCAAAGGGCAUGGCCGAGCAGAUGAGGACUGUGUGGAUGACCGGGCCAGACACCGGGAGGAGCGGCUGCUGGGGGCGCGGCUGGACCGGGAUCAGGAGAAGCUGCUCAGAGAGAGUAAGGAGCUGGCAGACCUGGCCCGCCUGCACCCUACCAGCUGUGCUCCUAAUGGCCUCAACCCCAACCUCAUGGUGACCGGGGGCCCGGCGCUGGCAGGCUCAGGGCGCUGGUCUGCCGACCCCGCAGCCCAUCUGGCCACGCACCCCUGGUUGCCCCGCUCGGGCAGCACGUCCAUGUGGCUUGCCGGACACCCCUACGGCUUGGGCCCCCCAUCUCUGCACCAGGGCAUGGCCCCUGCGUUUCCACCUGGCCUGGGGGGCUCCCUGCCGUCAGCCUACCAGUUUGUCAGGGAUCCCCAGUCGGGCCAGCUGGUGGUCAUUCCCAGCGAUCACCUGCCUCACUUCGCGGAGCUGAUGGAGCGGGCCACUGUGCCACCCCUCUGGCCCGCCCUGUACCCGCCGGGCCGCAGCCCCCUGCACCACGCCCAGCAGCUGCAGCUCUUCUCGCAGCAGCACUUCCUACGGCAGCAGGAGUUCCUGUACCUGCAGCAGCAGGCGGCCCAGGCCCUAGAACUGCAGAGGAGCGCCCAGCUAGUGCAGGAGCGGCUGAAGGCACAGGAGCACCGGGCAGAAAUGGAGGAGAAGGGGAGCAAGCGGGGUCUGGAGGCUGCAGGCAAGGGUGGCCUGGCUACCACCGGCCCUGGGCUACUGCCUCGGAAGCCCUCUGGCCUGGCCGCCGGCCCUGCGGGCACCUAUGGCAAGGCUGUGAGCCCACCACCAUCGCCCCGUGCAUCCCCUGUGGCUGCCCUGAAAGCCAAGGUCAUCCAGAAGCUGGAGGAUGUGUCCAAGCCACCCGCCUACGCAUACCCCGCCACCCCCCGCUCCCACCCCACCAGCCCACCGCCUGCCUCUCCGCCGCCCACCCCGGGUAUCACCCGCAAGGAGGAGGCCCCCGAGAAUGUGGUUGAGAAGAAAGACUUGGAAUUGGAGAAGGAAGCCCCUAGCCCCUUCCAGGCCUUGUUCUCAGAUAUCCCGCCCAGGUACCCAUUCCAAGCCCUGCCGCCGCACUACGGGAGGUCCUACCCUUUCCUGCUGCAGCCCACGGCGGCUGCUGACGCGGAUGGCCUGGCCCCAGAUGUGCCACUCCCAGCUGAUGGGCCCGAGCGCCUGACACUCUCGCCAGAAGACAAGCCCAUCCGAUUGUCCCCCUCCAAGAUCCCAGAGCCGCUGCGGGAGGGCCCGGAGGAAGAACCACUGGCCCAGCGGGAGGUGAAGGCAGAGGUGGAGGACAUGGAUGAGGGCCCCGCAGAGCUGCCGCCUCUGGAGUCGCCACUGCCACUGCCCACCGCAGAAGCCAUGGCCACCCCAAGCCCUGCAGGCAGUUGUGGAGGUGGCCUGUUGGAGGCCCAGGCACUGAGUGCCACCAGCCAGGGCUGCAUGGAGCCCUCCGAGUGCCCAGACUUUGCAGAGGGGCCUGAAGCUCAGGCGGAUUCCCCAGGCCGGACAGAACCCUGCACGGCUACCCUGGACAUGGGGGUGCAGCGGGCACCCGAGACACUGGUGGAGACCAAGGAGGAGCCCGUGGAGGUGCCUGUGGCAGUGCCCGUGGCAGAGGCAGUGCCUGAGGAAGGCCUGGCCCAGGCAACCCCAAGUGAGCCCCAGCCCAGCCUUCAAAUGGACUGUGACGUGCCUGCUGGGGAGGGACAGUGCCCGAGCCUGGAGCCCCAGGAGGCCGUGCCUGUGCCUGGCAGCACUUGCUACCUGGAAGAGGGAAGCUCUGACCAGUUACUGCCUGGCCUGGAGGACCCACUGGCUGGCAUGAAUGCCCUGGCGGCGGCUGCGGAGCUGCCCCAGGCCAGGCCUCUGCCCUCCUCGGGCGCUGCCAGAGCCCAGGCCGUGGAGAAGCUGGAAGUGGCUGAGAGCCUUGUCCUGGAGCAGAGCUUCCUGCAUGGGAUCACCCUGCUGAGCGAGAUCGCAGAGCUGGAGCUGGAGAGGAGGAGCCAGGAGCUGGGAGGUGUGGAGCGGGCCCUGGUGGCACGGCCCUCCCUGGAGAGCCUGCUGGCAGCCGGCAGCCACAUGCUGAGGGAGGUGCUGGAUGGGCCUGUGGUGGACCCGCUCAAGAACCUGCGGCUGCCCCGGGAGCUGAAGCCCAACAAGAAGUACAGCUGGAUGCGCAAGAAGGAGGAGCGGAUGUAUGCCAUGAAGUCCUCCCUGGAGGACAUGGAUGCCCUGGAGCUGGACUUCCGGAUGCGGCUGGCCGAGGUCCAGCGCCAGUACAAGGAAAAGCAGCGUGAGCUGGUGAAGCUGCAGCGGCGCCGGGACUCCGAGGACAGGCGCGAGGAACCCCAUAGAAGCUUGGCACGCAGAGGCCCUGGCAGGCCGCGGAAACGGACCCACGCCCCGAGCGCCCUGUCGCCCCCCCGCAAGAGAGGGAAGAGCCGCAACAGUGGCGGAAAGCUGAGCAACAAGUCUCUGCUGACGUCAGAUGACUAUGAGCUGGGAGCAGGGAUACGGAAGAGACACAAAGGGCCCGAGGAGGAACAUGAUGCCCUCAUUGGAAUGGGGAAAGCCAGGGGGAGGAGCCAGACUUGGGAUGAACAUGAGACCUCGUCUGACUUCAUAAGUCAGCUAAAAAUUAAGAAGAAGAAGAUGGCCAGCGACCAGGAGCAGUUGGCAAGCAAGCUCGACAAGGCCCUCUCCCUCACCAAGCAGGACAAGUUGAAAUCGCCCUUCAAGUUUUCGGACAGUACUGGGGGGAAAUCGAAAACUGGCGGGGGCUGCGGCAGGUACUUGACUCCUUACGACAGCCUGCUGGGCAAGGACAGGAAGGCGCUGGCCAAAGGCCUCGGCCUGUCUCUGAAAUCCUCCAGAGAAGGUAAACACAAAAGGGCCGCCAAAGCCCGGAAGAUGGAGGUGGGGUUUAAGGCCAGAGGCCAGCCCAAAUCGGCCCAUUCCCCCUUCGCCUCGGAAGUGAGCAGCUACUCUUACAAUACGGACUCAGAGGAAGAUGAAGAAUUCCUGAAGGACGAGUGGCCCGCCCAAGGCCCCUCCAGCUCCAAACUGACACCUUCCCUCCUGUGUGGCAUGGUGGCAAAGAACAGCAAGGCGGCUGGUGGCCCCAAGCUGACCAAGAGGGGCCUGGUGGCCCCCCGGACUCUGAAACCCAAGCCGGCCACCAGCAGGAAGCAGCCGUUCUGUUUGCUGCUUCGAGAGGCCGAGGCGCGGUCCUCCUUCAGCGACUCUUCGGAGGAAUCGCUUGACCAAGAUGAGAGCUCGGAGGAGGAAGACGAGGAGGAGCUAGAGGAGGAGGACGAGGCCAACGGCGGUGGCUAUAGUCUGGGUGCCCGGGAGCGGGCCCUGUCACCGGGCCUGGAGGAGAGUGGGCUGGGCCUGCUGGCACGCUUUGCCGCCAGCGCCCUCCCCAGCCCCACAGUGGGCCCGUCCCUGUCUGUGGUACAGCUGGAGGCCAAGCAAAAGGCCCGGAAGAAAGAGGAGCGGCAGAGCCUGCUGGGCACAGAGUUCGAGUACACCGACUCGGAGAGUGAGGUCAAGGUGCGAAAGCGGUCGCCCGCAGGGCUGCUGCGGCCCAAGAAGGGGUUGGGGGAGCCGGGGCCCUCCCUGGCCGCACCCACGCCUGGCGCCCGCGGCCCCGGCCCCAGCAGCCCAGACAAGGCCAAGCUGGCAGCGGAGAAGGGACGCAAGGCCCGGAAGCUGCGGGGCCCCAAGGAACCCGGCUUCGAGGCGGGGCCCGAGGCCAGCGACGACGACCUGUGGACGCGGCGCCGCAGCGAGCGCAUCUUCCUGCACGACGCCUCGGCUGCCGCCCCUGCACCUGCCAGUACUGCGCCGGCCACCAAGGCCAGCCGCUGCGCCAAGGGUGGCCCCCUGAGCCCGCGCAAGGACGCCGGGCGUGCCAGGGACAGGAAGGACCCCAGGAAGAAGAAGAAAGGGAAGGAGACUGGGCCAGGAGCUGGGCUGCCACCGCCCCGAGCUCCCGCUUUGCCCUCUGAGGCCAGGGCUCCUCACGCCAGCUCCCUGACUGCUGCCAAGAAGAGCAAGGCCAAGGACAAGGGGAAGGAGGUGAAGAAGGAGAACCGCGGGAAGGGGGGCGCCGUGAGCAAGCUGAUGGAGAGCAUGGCAGCCGAGGAGGAUUUUGAACCCAACCAGGACUCGAGCUUCUCUGAGGACGAGCACCUGCCACAUGGCGGGGCUGUGGAGCGGCCACUGACCCCGGCCCCGCGCUCCUGCAUCAUUGACAAGGAUGAGCUGAAGGACGGCCUUCGUGUGCUCAUCCCCAUGGAUGACAAGCUGCUGUACGCCGGGCACGUGCAGACGGUGCACUCACCGGACAUAUACCGCGUGGUGGUGGAGGGUGAGCGUGGGAACCGGCCCCACAUCUACUGUCUGGAGCAGCUGUUGCAGGAGGCGAUCAUCGAUGUGAGGCCGGCCUCCACUCGCUUCUUGCCACAAGGGACCAGGAUCGCAGCCUACUGGAGCCAGCAGUACCGGUGCCUCUAUCCAGGCACCGUGGUCCGAGGGUUACUGGACCUGGAGGACGAUGGGGACUUGAUCACCGUGGAAUUUGACGACGGAGACACAGGCAGGAUCCCCCUUUCACACAUCCGCCUCCUGCCCCCCGACUAUAAGAUCCAGUGUGCUGAGCCGUCCCCGGCACUCCUGGUGCCGAGUGCCAAGCGCCGCAGCCGGAAGACCAGCAAAGACACCGGGGAGGGCAAAGACGGGGGUACAGCAGGGUCGGAGGAGCCAGGAGCGAAGGCCCGUGGGCGUGGGCGGAAACCUAGCGCCAAGGCCAAGGGUGACAGAGCCGCUACCCUGGAGGAGGGGAGCACAGCAGAUGAGGUCCCCAAUACCCCCUUGGCCCUGGAGCCAAGCAGCACCCCAGGUUCCAAGAAGAGCCCCCCAGAGCCUGUGGACAAGCGAGCUAAGGCCCCCAAGGCGCGCCCGGCACCCCCGCAGUCCAGCCCUGCACCACCUGCCUUCACCAGCUGCCCAGCACCCGAGCCCUUUGGGGAGCUGCCAGCCCCUGCCACCGCCCUGGCCCCAGCACCUCUCAUCACCAUGCCUGCCACACGCCCCAAGCCCAAGAAGGCACGGGCAGCUGAGGAGUCAGGCAUCAAGGGCCCUCGGAGGCCAGGGGAGGAGGCUGAGCUACUUGUCAAACUGGACCACGAGGGCGUCACGUCACCCAAAAGCAAGAAGGCUAAAGAGGCCCUGCUACUGCGGGAGGACCCAGGGGCUGGGGGCUGGCAGGAGCCCAAGAGCCUCCUGAGCCUAGGCAGCUACCCUCCAACAGCCAGCAGCAGCGAGUCCAAGGUGCCCUGGCCCAAGGCCGUGGAUGGGGACCUCGCCCAGGACCCUGGGCCAGGGCUCACAUUUGAGGACUCUGGGAACCCCAAGAGCCCGGACAAGGCCCAGGCUGAGCAGGAUGGGGCCGAAGAAUCGGAGAGCAGCAGCAGCAGCAGCAGUGGCAGCAGCAGCAGCAGCGGGUCCGAGACAGAAGGGGAGGAGGAAGGCGACAAGAACGGGGACGGGGGCUGCGGCGCUGGGGGCCGCAACUGCAGCGCUGCCAGCUCCAGGGCAGCCUCACCGGCCUCCUCCUCCUCCUCCUCCUCAUCUUCCUCCUCCUCCUCCUCCUCCUCAUCUUCCUCCUCCUCUUCCUCUUCCUCGUCUUCUUCCUCAUCUUCAUCUUCCUCCUCUUCUUCUUCGUCGUCCUCCUCUUCCUCGUCCUCGUCCUCGUCCUCGUCCUCGUCCUCCUCCUCUUCCUCUUCCUCCACCACAGAUGAGGACUCUUCCUGCAGCUCAGAUGAUGAGGCGGCCCCCGCCGCCACGGCUGGUCCCUCUGCACAGCCAGCGCUCCCCACCAAGGCCACCAAGCAGGCCAGCAAGGCACGGCCCUCAGCCCACUCUCCGGGCAAAAAGACACCCGCGCCCCAGCCCCAGGCGCCCCCGCCACAGCCCGCACAGCCUCUGCAGCCCAAGGCUCAGGCCGGGGCCAAGAGCCGACCCAAGAAGAGAGAGGGCGUCCACCUCCCCACCACCAAGGAACUGGCCAAGCGGCAGCGCCUGCCGUCCGUGGAGAACCGGCCCAAGAUUGCCGCCUUCCUGCCCGCCCGGCAGCUCUGGAAAUGGUUCGGGAAGCCCACCCAGCGACGUGGCAUGAAGGGCAAGGCCCGCAAGCUCUUCUACAAGGCCAUUGUGCGAGGCAAGGAGAUGAUCCGGAUCGGGGACUGUGCUGUGUUCCUCUCCGCCGGCCGCCCCAACUUGCCCUACAUUGGCCGCAUCCAGAGCAUGUGGGAGUCGUGGGGCAACAACAUGGUGGUCCGAGUCAAGUGGUUCUACCACCCCGAGGAGACCAGCCCCGGCAGACAGUUCCACCAGGGCCAGCACUGGGACCAGAAGUCCAGCCGCAGCCUCCCGGCGGCCCUGCGUGUCUCCAGCCAGAGGAAGGACUUCAUGGAGCGCGCGCUGUACCAGUCCUCGCACGUGGACGAGAACGAUGUGCAGACAGUGUCGCACAAGUGCCUGGUGGUGGGCCUGGAGCAGUACGAGCAGAUGCUGAAGACCAAGAAGUACCAGGACAGCGAAGGCCUAUACUACCUUGCGGGCACCUACGAGCCCACCACGGGCAUGAUCUUCUCCACGGACGGCGUGCCUGUGCUCUGCUGAGCCUGCCAGGCCCCGCGGGCGGCCAGGGACACCUCUCCAUCACUGCCACGGCACGGGGACCACGUGCGUUGUGUGCAUGUGAGCGCGCCUGCGGGCAUGUGCAUGGGGCCAGGUGUGCACGUGGACGCCCGGGCGAGCGUGUGUGUGCAUGUGUGUGCCCGUGUGCAUGCCACACGCCUCCUGCCCCACCUUCCCACCCCUCAGCGCCCCGAGGACAGGGGCUCCCUCAGCUGUCAGGGUAUGGCUCUGCCGUUCCCGUCAGGGCAGUCUUGGCCAGGACCGGCCCCUUCCUGCCCAGCACGUUGCAAGCACUUGGCCAGGCCGGCCCUCCAGGCUGCUGCUGCGUGGGGCCCCGAGGCCCAUGCAGACUGGGGAUUUGGCGGGGAGGGGGCUUCUAAGGAACCAAACUGACGCUUGCUCUGGGCUUCCCGGGCACCCUUAACACGGAGCCCACCCCAUAGCCUCCCAACGUUGCAUGGGAUGGGGCGGUCUGAUGCCAGCUGGCCUCUCUGACUGUGCCAGGCGUCCGGCUCCUACCUUCUCAGGAUGGCCUGGACUUGGGGAACAGAGCUGGGUCGGGGUGCAGCCCGGGAGCAUCAUAGGUGCCAGGUGGAGGGGGCCCAGCAAAGGCCCACCCUGGCCCAAACCCUCACACUACAGAAAACCCCAAUGGUGCUGAAACCCUUGCCUGGCCAUGUCCAGCCCCUCCCCACCCAGGAGGGAGGUGGCCCUUCUUAACCUGUACAGUUUUAUUGUACCAAGAGAGACUCGCCCCCGCCCUGUAUCAUAAGCCUUUAAAUGGAGUCAACUUUUUAAUUAUAUAUAUAAAGAAGAUAAAUAUAUAUAAAUAUAUAUAAAUAUAAACUUUUUAAAACUGUGAAAAAUAGCUAUGAAAUUAUAAAAAAAGCGAACACAUUCUGACGUGCAGAAUAUUAUUUUUUAUUUCCUGUUAGAUUGUAGUGUCUAGCACUGGCCUCAGCGGCCUCCCAGUCCCCAGCACACUCCCCGCCCGAUCCCCAACCCCACCAAGUGUACUGUACUCGCCCCCCCAGGUUAGAGAAGAGUUAGGGAGAGAAGAGGGAAGAGGCAGGAGCCGGCCCGAGCCCGUGGUCCCUGCUUGGGCCCCAGAAAGCACUUAACCAGGCCCCAAGCCUUCCAGGAAACCAAGGCCUCGACCAGACAAUCUUGAGGGAAGGAAGCCAGACUUUGGGUUUGUUUUUUGGGGGAAUUAUUGUUUUUUUAAGUUUCUUUUGGAAUUUUGUUUGUUGGCAAAUUCUGUGUGAUCUUUUUUCAUAAAAAAAGAAAAGCAAAGAAAAAGAUUUAAUUGGAAAAAUAAAA